ACAGAGAGAGAGAGAGAGAGAGAGAUGACUACUGAGGGGGACAGUCUACGUGUAAUAAAGGCUGUAGCUGUACCCCCUUGUACUGGGUGUACUGGAAGUAUUUUAAGGGGAGGGCUAAUAACACCAGAGAUUAUGUCGCGCACGGAGUACCUGCUCACUCUGAGGGGGUUGGACAUGAUGGCAUGAGGCGUUUCCAGCAGCGGCGCGUUGCUCGCAGAUAUUUCCUGCGCUCUCAGCUGUUGGGUUGAAGCACCGGCUGAGCGCAGUCUUGCACAGGCUCGGUUAUUGUACCAGCUGGCUUUGAAUGCACGAAACACGGACGGAAUCUCCUCCUUUAUUAAACAGUGCCAGCAAAAAAAGAAACAUGAAGUCCGUUUUAGAAUGAGCUGGAACAACAGAAACGCUGCGUAACUGAGACAGCACGGAUACAGCGACGAGGGACUGGUGCGCCUUGGCACCGUAGGAAAGAACCAAACUUCACUGACGGGCUGAGCAUCAGUUUAGGACACACUGUAAGACUGAGCAUGUUUCCGUGGACUAUUUCCUAUAAUGUAAAUUUAUAAUUAUCAACUUAAGAUCUAGAACAAGGUGUGGAAAGCGUUUGUGUUGUGCUCAUUUUGCCUCCCGCCGCCCCCUCCAAACGUGCCAAUGCUAGAAUGGCUUGUGGCUCUGUUCAUUGUGAUCCUGGUGGUCUUAAUCUGGCCAGGCUCCAAAUAUUUUGGCACAGAGAGCCAAUCGGAUGCUUUGCUUCGAGGACUGGGGAUUUCACAACAGGCAACGAAGGACAACACCGGGAGGUGCGUCUCCGACCGAGAGGAGACGGCCUGUGUGGGGACCGGUGAGAAAGCACGCACCGUGGCACUGAUCUGCAAGCCGUCGGCGCUGGCUAACUAUCUCCUGAAACACUGCAGGACUUUCAGCAAUUACUCGCCGUGUGUGGGGUGGACGUGGCGGGCCAGCGCCUUCCUGCAGAGCGUGUACGAGGCGUGCUGGCCAUAUGACAGCCCGGUUCAGUUUGUGCGGGACAACCUGCAGCUGAGCGAUGAUGGGCUGGUGGCCUUGGACUGGGCUGUGCCAUCCUACCAGAAACGACGCAGGACUUCCAGUCACUCCACCAGUCCCGUUCUGCUCAUCAUCCCAAACUCUUUUGGCAAGAUCACUAGAAAUGUGUUAAAGUUGUGUGAAACAGCACUGUCCCAGGGCUACCUUCCGGCAGUUUUCAACCGCCGCAGUCACAACGGUACCCCGCUCACCACCCUCAAACUGCAGCAGUUUGGUGACCCUGCAGAUCUGCGUGAGGCUGUGCGCUACAUUCGCUACCGACAGCCUGCAGGGAGACUGUAUGCAGUGAGCGAGAGCACCGGGUCAGGUCUUCUCCUGUCUUACCUUGGGGAGUGUGGAUCAUCCAGCUAUGUGACGGCGGCCGUCUGUCUGUCGCCCGUGUUCCGCUGUCAGAGCUGGUUUGAGAAUGGGCUGUGCUGGCCCCUGCAGUGGGCGUUGGUGCUCUACCAGAAGAUAUGUCUCAGCAGGUACAAGACAGUGCUGGGUGAGACCAUACAAACAGACACUCUGUUUUCUAGCUGUUCCCUCCGUGGCCUUGAGGAGUCAUUGUUCUGUCAGACUGGACAUGUGGGCUCUGCACCAGCAGCACCAGCAGGAACCAGCAGUAGCAGCAUUACUUCAGGUGCCUGGGAUUCUUACUGGGAGCGCAACGAACCCUUGAGAGAUGUGGACGAAGUGGCUAUUCCUGUCUUGAGCAUGUGCGCUCAGGAUGACCCUGUCCGCGGCGACACCCAAUCCACGGUGCCCUUGGAACUCUUUGAGACAAAUCCACAUUUUUUUCUCCUCCUAACUGACCGUGGAGGUCACUGUGGUUUCUCCACCCAGUCUGAUGGGAGUGCCCCUGGUGCAUUUGGUGCAGUCAGUCCUGCGGUUGUGCCGACCAGUGGGGUGGGGAGCCGUGGGACCAACUGGAGCCACAAAGCUCUGUUGGAAUUCUUCAGGGCGACCACAGACUUCUUCGCUGCUGAGGAGAGAGCAAAGCAGCUCGCCGCAAGAAGGAGAGGGCUGGGGGGAGGCGCAGGAGGGAGGGUUUUCCGCCACCGCAGCGUCAGUACAUGUAAACGAAUGCCAGCGUGUUCCCAUAAUAUCCAUGCCAUUUACAAUUGGCAGAGGUCCUAUACACGAUGAGGGAGCUUAAUGGAAGUUAAUGGACUACACUGAUGCCUUCUGAUAUUGUUUGGAUUUUGCAUGUGAAGGUCUCAGGUUGUUCUCUGCCUGCAUGACAUUCAGCUAUAAAGUGUUGAGGUAGAUAAAAUUAGAAAAGUGCAGAGGCUGUGAAAAUCUAGAGGUCAUGGAGUACUUUUAAGUGUUGUUCUCACACAUUUAAGAUCAGUAUAACACAAUAAUAAAAAAAGGUCACAACUGGCCACAAGCUUGCACGCAGUUGUUAUGUUUAACUGCUGAACAGUUGACACUAAACUCUCAAGAUGGGUUGUUAUAUAUUUUUCUACAGACUUCACUGCCAGCUGUUAAAACUGAAGGAUCCUGUAACAGUUUUAUUAACACACAUACAUCUGCCUCACAUUUUACGCAGUUUGCCACAUUUUUAGCCACGUUUGCAACCACAACUGCAUCGUGAUUUGGGACAUUUGAAACCUUGACAUUUAACGGUUGUAUAUUGCUGUUAGUCUUUUUAUCACUGAAAGGAUAUUUAUUGGGAAGGAAAGAGGCUGAGAGUCUUGUGUCUAGAGUAGAAAGGGGGAAAAAUCCAGUGGGAAUAUGAUUUAAUUUGAGCUAAAUGUCAAAUGAGUUUUAAUAACUCACACAGUUUUAGUAUACAAAUUUUACUGUGUAUAUUAUUGAAUGUUCUCUACUAUAUGGGGAAAUGCCCAGAAUAGAGGGACUCAUGUGUGACUGCCACCCAGUCAGCCUUUAGAGGAAAGUCUAUGAGAUUGUAUUUUAAUAAGCUGGGUGGCUGAAAUCCCCUGUCUCAUCUUUUUAACUCUGUCCUGGGAUGUUUUCCCCAACCACUCAGGAUCUGAAGGAGAGGAAGCUGUGAUGGUUACACAAUGAGAUGGAGUGUUCAAGACUUAGCAGUAUAAUGUUAUUUAAAAUUUCCCGACGCUGGUAAUUUGUUUAUUAUUCUCAUGCAUUAAGCUAAUACAUUUUACAAAUUAAUAUGAUACAGAGUAAUAAAUAUUGUGGUGAAACACUUCAAAAGGCAGCUCAAUCAGUUAAUAAGCAGGAAAAAGCUGAGGUUCUGAUUUUUGUCUUCUGUUGUUUUCUAAAAAUGCUAUACACUUGUUAAAUGUGUUGGAAGAUUGAAAAAAUAAAAUAAAAAAAGUUUAAUAAAUGAACCAAGAUGACAAACUUGGGAUAUACAA
Messenger RNA from Dicentrarchus labrax (European seabass), 3386 nucleotides. RefSeq names its product abhydrolase domain containing 15a (gene abhd15a). Gene Ontology annotation, molecular function: monoacylglycerol lipase activity; short-chain carboxylesterase activity. Lineage: Eukaryota; Metazoa; Chordata; Actinopteri; Moronidae. Bases 649 to 2190 code for a protein of 513 amino acids. The transcript is spliced from 3 exons. The record is from RefSeq and is a predicted model, not a curated record.